Peromyscus eremicus (cactus mouse) is the source of this 4520-nucleotide messenger RNA. RefSeq names its product chromosome 8a C17orf75 homolog (gene C8AH17orf75). Lineage: Eukaryota; Metazoa; Chordata; Mammalia; Rodentia; Cricetidae. Gene Ontology annotation, cellular component: trans-Golgi network. The record is from RefSeq and is a predicted model, not a curated record. Bases 28 to 1209 code for a protein of 393 amino acids. The transcript is spliced from 10 exons.
ACACAGGGCCGCGAGGAGGCUGCCGCGAUGCUGCCGUCUUUGCAGGAAUCGCUGGAUGGGGAUGAAAAGGAGCUGGAGAGCAGCGAGGAGGGCGGCUCUGCGGAGGAGCGGAGACUCGAGCCGCCACCCAGCAGACACUAUUGCCUGUACAGCUACUGCGGAAGCAGACUGACACAGCAUCGAGGGGAUAGUGAUGAUGGACGUUCAAGUGGCCUAAAUGCAGAAACUCCCUCUGGUGAUGAUUUCAGCCUCUCCUUGGUGGAUACUAAUCUACCUUCGGAAGUGGAGCCAGAGCUGCGCGGUUUUAUUGCUAAGCGUCUUUCCAAGGGAGCGUUCUUUGAAGGGCUGGGUAAUGUUGCAUCUGUAGAGCUGAGAAUUCCAGGUUACCGCGUUGGUUGUUAUUACUGCCUUUUCCAACAGGAAAAACUGCUUCCUGAAAUAGCAGCAGUGGAGCCUGAAUAUAACCCUUCCGAGUAUGUGGUCUGCUUCUUAGGAGGGUCUGAGAAAGGACUGGAGCUUUUCAGGCUUGAAUUGGACAAGUAUAUCCAAGGGCUGAAAAACCACAUGGAUUGUGAGGAAAAGAGCCUGGGGAAUGAUGUAAAAUCCUAUCUGAACAGCUGGUAUGAGGAUGUGGUGUGUCCGAUCCAAAGGGUAGUUCUUCUCUUUCAGGAGAAACUGACCUUUCUGCUACAUGCCGCUCUAAGCUAUACUCCUGUUGAGCUUAAAGAAUCCGAUGAAAAAACAAAGACAGACAUUAACAGGUUUCUGAGUGUGGCCAGUCUCCAGGGACUGAUUCACGAAGGCACCAUGACGUCUUUGUGCAUGGCCAUGACAGAGGAGCAGCAUAAGUCUGUGAUCAUCGACUGUAGUGGCCCCCAGCCUCAGUUCCACAAUGCAGGAAGCAACCGUUUCUGUGAAGACUGGAUGCAGGCUUUCUUACAUGGUGCUGAAGCGGGUAACCCUUUUCUUUUCAGACAAGUCCUGGAGAACUUUAAACUAAAGGCCAUCCAAGACACAAACAAUUUGAAGAGAUUUAUCCGACAGGCAGAGAUGAAUCAUUAUGCUUUGUUUAAAUGUUACAUGUUCCUUAAGAACUGUGGCAGUGGAGAUAUUCUUUUGAAGAUUGUUAAAGUGGAACAUGAAGAAAUGCCCGAAGCCAAAAGUGUGGUGGCAGUCCUGGAAGAGUUCAUGAGAGAAGCCCUAGACUGAGGUUUGGGUCAUGACAUGUACUGAGGCUGCGUGUGUGGAACUAGCUGUCAUUGUUUAUAGGAUUGCGCUGCCCCUAAGAUGGCUGGAAACACCCAGGUUCUUUCUUCCUUUUGUACUUUUUUGUUUAACUUAAUUAAACACAAAAAUCCACGGAUUAUCUUCACAGAGUCCUAGGCAGAUAGUAUGUAUUGCAAUUGUGGAGUUUUGCUACAUUGCUAGUCUCAUAAAUUUUAAGCUUCAAACAUGUGCUGCCUAAAAAGCUCUGGAGGUGAUUUUUGGCUUCUCAGGAGCUUCCUGGAAUAUUUAGCAGGUUUUUCUCUUCCAAAAAAAAAGGACCUCUUUCUCAAUAGACUGUAGAAUUUUUUGAACUAUAUGAUCCCAGUAAGAUGUGAUGACACAUGCCUGUAAUCCCAGCUACUCAGGAGAUUGAGGCAAGAAGUUUCUGUAGCUAGAGUUUUCCUGGUCCUGCCUGGCCCAGGGUCAGGACAAAUCUCUCUCACUCGCCAGUCCCGUAGCCGCUCAGACCCAACCAAGUAAACACACAGAGACUUAUAUUGCUUACAAACUGUAUGGCUGUGGCAGGCUUCUUGUUAACUAGUUCUUCUAUCUUAAAUUAACCCAUUUCUAUUAAUCUAUAAGUUACCAGUAUCUUAACAUGUUGCUUCUCAUCACAGCGGCUGGCAGCGUCUCUCUGCCUCAGCCUUCCACUUCCCAGAAUUCUCCUCUCUCCUUGUCCCACCUAUACUUCCUGCCUGGCUACUGGCCAAUCAGUGUUUUAUUUAUUAACCAAUCAGAGCAACACAUUUAACACACAGAACAUCCCACAGCAGGUUUCAAGUUCCAGGCCAGCCUGAGCUACAAAAUGAGUUUGUGUCCAGCUUGGACUACAUAGCAGUCAUCAUCAUACUGGUCUUACUAGCACUCCCAUGCUGUGUCAAAGACAGAUCUGUUUAUCCUGUGGGUGCCUGAUACAGACUGAUCGUUGGCAUGAAUUAUGAAACCACUUUUUUAAAGCCAACAUGAAAAUAAAUCAUGAGUGUAUAAGAGUUUAAAAAUGAGCCAGGCAGUGAUGGCACACGCCUUUUAUCACAGUACUCAGGAGGCAGAGGCAGGCAGAUCUCUGUAGCAUCAGGCACACAUGUAAUUUACAGACCUACAUGCAGGUAAAACACACACAUAAAAUUAUCUAAAGACCCAAAAAAAAAAAGAGAAAUGGAUGUACUAGCUUCAAUAUGAAAGUCUCUCGGAUGAAAAGCUGUUGUAGAAGUGGCCACAUCAUUUACAGGUAGUUAUUUGCCAGGAACCUGUAUUUUCUUCCUUUUUUAUUUAUUUAUUUUUUUUAAAGAUGAAAAUGCAGGGGUUCUUAAACAGUAUUAAGGAAAAACAAAACAAAACAGUAAACAUAAUAAAUAUCCUUUACAAGCAAAUAUAAGAAUGUAAACUGGCUGGGCGGUGGUGGCGCACGCCUUUAAUCCCAGCACUUGGGAGGCAGAGCUAGGAGGAUCUCUGUGAGUUUGAGGCCAGCCUGGGCUACAGAGUGAGUUCCAGGACAGGCACCAAAACUACACAGAGAAACCCUGUCUCAAAAAACCAAAAAAAAAAAGAAAGUAACCUGGAAGCCAGAGAAGGUCGGAGCUCUGUGAGUUCAGGGCCAGCCUGAUUUCCUGAUUUAAUAGCAAGUUUCAGGUCAGUCAGGGCUACAUAGUGAGACUCUGUCUCAAUAAAUAAGUAAUAUUUUAAAAAUUUUAAAAAUGCAAACAAAUUCUUCCUAUCACAAUUGCUCAUUGAUUUUAGUUUGGACCUGUGUAACAAGCCUUGGAUUGUUUUACCCUGAAUCAAUUGUAAGUGCCCUUGGGUGGCCCUUUCUAAUUCCCAUGGAUGCCAGCUGCAUCCACACCCAUGGCUGUUCUGCAUAGCUCUUUAAUAAAUCCAUUUGAUAAUGACUUUGGUUUAGAAAAUCAGAAGCCUUGUGCUCUCACUGCCUUCAGGAUGCUCAGAGGAGCAGAAGCCUGUAAAACUGCGGAACUCUUAACUGCUAAGAGCUGAGUUCUAACUUUCAGAGUGAUUGAGAGUGGCCUUCUGCCUUCUCUCCCUAAGUCAGUCCAGGAACAUGACUCACCACGCCCUUUCUUUUCCUUUAAUGAGAAAUACAAUUCAGGAUCUUCAUAAAUGCUUUCACAUGCUUUAAAGUUUAAUAACUUGAAUUAUAGGCAGUAUAGAAAAGAAUCGAAGUAGCAUUUUGAUAGCCUUCUGACGGUAGUCAGCAGCUCUGCAGCACUUCUCUGGAAUCUUUUCCUAAUGCACUUGGCCAUGUUGAAAUCAUUUUGUAAUGAGCAACAUUAGGACAUCAACGUCUUGAAUCUGUAAAACAAAAAUCUUCAUUUUCAAAUUCACAAUCAAGAGUCUGUGGCAAAUGGCAUUUAGAAAAUAAAUGUAGUGGCCAGGGCACUGUCUCAUCGUAAAGAACUUGCCAUGCCAACAUGAGGACCUGAGUUUGAUCUUGAGGACCUCCAUAGAACGUCCAGUGUGGUAGCAUGUGCUUGUAACCCUAGCGCUGAUGAGGCAGGGCAGUCCUGCCGGCCAGCCUAGCUGACUUGUGAGCUUCAGGCCACUUAGAGACUUUAUUGGAAAGCAAACAAAAAAUGAGCUGGAGGGAUAACUCAGUGGAUAAAGGCCCUUGCCGCCAAGGCUGAUGGCCUGAGAGCUAUCUCCAGGAUCCAUGUCCCGGUGGAAAGAGAGAACCCACUCCUGCAAACUGCUCUCUGAUCUCUACACAUGCAUCCCUCAGAAUGAGCCAGUUAACAAACAGGAGAACAAAAAGGUAGAUAACUCCUGAGGAUUGAUGUCCCAGGAUUGACCUCUGACCUUCAUCAAAAAUAAUAAAAAUAAAAGUGAAUGUUUCACCCAAAAUAAUAAUAAAAAUAAAAGCAAAAUGCAUUAAAUCACUUGUGGAUAUAGGCAAAGUAUAACUCUGUUUAUUUGUAGGUACUUUCUUUGCAAUGUAUAUAGUAGUCUUAUGUUUAAAAAGAAGUCUGUGAUCAAUUCUGUACCGCUAUUAAAGACAAGGAGAAAGAUGUCAUGGAAUUGAUUAUAUUGUUGGUCCUGAGAAGAAACAGCUCAUGACCCGAAACCUGUACUGUAUUCAAAGUUUAAUAAGUGAGUGUAUUACAUUUUAAAGGUUUAAAAGUGAUGUCCAGACAUGGAAUAAACUUGUGCUUGUGUGCAACACACAGGAAAUAUCUGCUUGUCUUGUACCAAAAAUGUAACUAUAUUUGUUAUAAUAAUAAAGCACAGCUUCUAAUCAAGGCAGA